Molecule: messenger RNA, 4878 nt
Organism: Rhincodon typus (whale shark)
Lineage: Eukaryota; Metazoa; Chordata; Chondrichthyes; Orectolobiformes; Rhincodontidae
Product: zinc finger FYVE domain-containing protein 26-like
Exons: 4
Biological process (GO): double-strand break repair via homologous recombination; regulation of cytokinesis; mitotic cytokinesis
Cellular component (GO): midbody; lysosomal membrane; centrosome
Molecular function (GO): phosphatidylinositol-3-phosphate binding
Source: RefSeq, a predicted model, not a curated record
GUUCUGCUUGGAGGCAAAAAUAUUGAAGAAGGUUUUGGAAUUUCUUUCAGAGUUAUUCAGGCCUUUCAGUUGGAUGCUGCUGCUGUAUAUGACAAAACUGCAAAACAUUUACUGCAAUAUCGCAAGUUCUGUCAAAUCAGACAGUUACUGAAAUGUGUCAGUGAAUCGGGAGUGGCUAGUGGCGAUGACACUGAUAACCUCCUUAUCCGAUUUAUUGAAGGUGGCGAUGAACACCUUUCACAGUCAAAAGACCUGGAGAAACUGAUUCUUGAAAUGAAGAAAGAUGAAAAUAAGAUUAAAGCCUUCCUGUUGUGUCGUAAAUAUCGGUCUGCCUACUUGGUUGCUGUGAAGCUGGAACAAAUGCAGGCGGUGCGCAAUGUACAGGAAGUGCUGGAGGCUGCUGAAAGAGCUGAGGAUGAACUCAUACCAAAAAUUUGUAGGGACUGGCUGAAGUCACACCAGCUUAAGACUGUACAACAAAAAACCCACCGCAAGUAAUCUGGAAGAAUCACAAGGACAAAAAGAAUUGUAAUUGCUACCUCAAAAACAUUUGCCAUGAAAUAUUAGGUUUAACAAAAAAAAGACGAGAAUGAAGUCUCAAAGAUUCUUUGUACAAUUAUGGAUAUUGUAGUAUCAUUUUGUUAUGUAACCUGAAGAAAUCUUUACAUUUUAAACUUCAAAUAGAAAAAUCAAUUGGUAAGCUCUUUUAUACUCCUCCCCAUCUGCAGCAUUCUGAUUUUGGAUUUAUUUCAAGGUAACUGGCUGUGUAAGCCAUAAGGCUUCUGUUAGACAGGAGUUGACUAUUUGGCUGAUUAGAGAAUGGUACUGUAAUAACUGGUUUGUUGGCAGAGUUCUUUUAGAAGAGUGGAGGUUACCAACAUUCAGAGUUGAUCUCAUUCACAUGAAGCCUACAUGGGUUGCUAUUUGCGGGCGGGUGGCGGGGUCAAGACAAUUCCAAUUUCAUGUCUUGUGUUUGUGGUCAGCGUUGCAUAGCCUCAACUCCAUUUGGUUUGACUUACCUAGUUACACUGAUUUAACCAGAUCAUUUUUACAGAAAACCUGAUGCUGCUGUACAAGUACCAAUGUGAUUUAGUACAUUUCCAAAGCAAUUUCCAUUGAAACCUGAGCUUCGAAGUGGAACAAUAUGUGCCAUAUUUCAUCAUUGCAUUUUCUGCAGUCACUUUUUGGAGUGUGACCACCAUCCCCUCCAAGUUGUUGAGCAAAAAUUUAUAAAUGUCAGCAUCACAAUCAGCCAAACGUUUCACUGAUGAAGUUUCAUGAUGUCUGCUGUUGUCAAUCAGCAGCUUGAGAAUUCCAUUUGCACCUUUUGUGACUUGACUUAUCUAGAGGUGACCAAAUAAAAGCAAGGUUUCCCCCUCCUUUUUACACUAUUUUCCUCCCUCACUUUUAUUUUCUUAAGGUAUCAAAUCUUCAAUGUGUACUGUUCCACAGUGCCUGUGAACCACUGGUGUCUCACGCUGAUGCCCCAUAAAUGACCUGACCUGCUGAAUGUCUAUUCCACUAUGGUCUCAGCACAGCCUGACACUGUCCUCAUAUACUCUCCCAUGCAGCAAGUGAUGUGGAGUCACUGAGUAACAGAAACCCUCACCUUUUCCUGACCAUGCUUCAGCCCAGUGGUCUUGUAGAAGCUAUAGAACUAUAGAAGCUCUGCCGUCCUAGUUGUGUACGACUAAGUCAGCACAAACCUGAGUUAUUACAGUUCACACAAAAAGUACCACUUUGCUACACAUUGUCAAAUGGAUUUAGAGGUUAACUUGUUUUCAUGGUCAAACUGGACUUAUUUUUUGCAAGUUUUUGGUUAUGGAGCUGUUAAUUUGAAAAUGGUUUGCCACUUUCGAGAUCCAGUUUGAAAGACCAGGAAAACUUUCUAUUUUAAGUAAGUAACUAAAUUACUUGUAUUAGAUUCAAGUACAAAUACAUACCGUGCAUCAAAUCAAAAGGUAUAUAUUUUAAGUACUAAACACAGUUUUUCUGUUUCUAACUUCCUGAUCUGUUGCACUUGGAUAGAUAAUGGCACUGCAGCUAUUUGCAUGAUAUUCAUCAUGAAGUGACAUUAUGCAAAUGCAAACAGUCAAGCUGCACGUUGCAAUCACCAACCCACAGCUGAUCACCGCGAUAGUACAGGCAGGUUCCCAAGACUUGCGAGAUAAAGAUGUGUCUUGUUUAUCCCUGUCCAGAGUUGAGUGUUAGGUACUUUGUAUGCUUGAAAAAUGUCACCUCAGUCUCUUCUAAUUGUUCAGAUUCAGUAGUGACAGUUUGAUGCUGUACUUACAAUACUAGAUAUGCUGACUUUACAUGUCAGUGGGGACAUUUUAUAAAAAUUUUCACCAAGUUUUGAUAGUGUUAUGCUAAACUCUGAAUACCUAAUGACUUUUGAUAUUCUAAAUUAAUUCCUGAUUGAAAAUGAUAGUUUGCUUGCUCAAAUAAUGUAACAUCAUGUUGCAGCCAACUUGAAUUAAUAGAAUACAUCUAUAAGAACUAAUACCUUAACUAGUCAGAAUAAAAAUCCCUUUUCUUUAUUGAUGCAAUGACUAUGUAACGUCGAUACGCUUUCCAUCUAAUAUUUUCUUUCACUUUGAGAGACGCUUUAUUUUUAUAAUGUGUACAAUUUAGAGUUUUAUAUUUGGGAGUUUUAAUUUCUGAGAAACAAUAUUCAGUAUUGCCUGUUUAAUAAGCAUCACAUCAGUCUUGUAAACGUUGUAAGAAACUUGUAUUGGUGACAUGACAGAUAGUGUUGCAUUAUGCAGUUACUUGUGUAUUUUCAUUCAUUAAUAGUACAGUGUAUGAUAUUGUCUGUAAAUAUUGCAAUUCACAUGUGAUUAUGCUCCAGGACUGUAAAUAUGCUUAAUAUUUUUAUCAUAUAUUGUAUUGAGGAUUCUGUUUAGAUAAAGGCAAAUUUAUUGUGUUUGGAUUGGUACAGGGCUGCAUUCACAAUAAAUAUCCAAAAUAUUAACAGGCUGAAAUAUAUCUCUUAGAAAUAUAUCAAGGACGUGAAAGAAGUGGCACAGUGAAAUGCUGUGUAGUACAAAGAGGUUUAAUGGUAUUACAAGUGCUUUUCCUCUUGGGAAAUUGUAACUGUAAUUGCUUUAAAGCCAUUCUUUUGAGAAGAUGUGUAAUGCUGCACAUGGUUUUUCCAAAUUGCUGUAAUGUGAGGAUCUUUAUUCAAUGGAAUAAUGGCAUUCCUACAAUCAAUUCUAUCAGGAAAUGCAUGCCUGCCACAAUAAGUGUAGUUUUACUACAAGCCUGCAAUUAGAACAAAAUGUUGAGCAAAGUGAUCAAAUGAGAAAUCCCCAAGAAAUGCAGCAGGUUUUGAAGUUGGAAAUAAGAAAUACUAAAUGCUAUAGUUCAGCAUUCUGAUUGCCUGGGUAGCCAAUAAUUGUGUGUGUCUGUUUGUAGGGAGGACUACGCUGGGAUGCUGGACACAGUAAGCUUCCUCAUUAGCUCAAACCUUAGUAAUUAACUCUUUGAAAACUAAUUCAAUCAUUUAAAUCUAACUGGGAUUUUGGCAAGUCUGACAUUAAGUUCACGUUGAAAUUGAUAGUUUUAGAAGUUUUGUUUUUAAAAGGUUAUAUUACUUACAUCAAAGAAACAGUAUCCAAUUUUAAAAUUGUAAUGACUAAGUUAUUAAAAGGUAUAGCCACCGUGUUCAGUUUCAGUCACAGAAGGCUUCUACAGAAUCACUAAAGUAUUACAGCUGGCAUUGCUUUUAAAUUAAUUUACUGAUGAAGGCAUAAAAUUGAAGACAAUGCUUCCUGGUUUUAUGAAGGGUUCAGGUUUCAAUGCAUUGGAGGUCUAUAUUUGUAGGGUGUAUCUAGAUCAGUCUGUUUACUUCUGAAGAGAAAGCAAAGUGUGAAAAAUACUUGUUGAGUUUUCAUUACUGAGUGAUUUUUUUUUUGUUCAAAAAAUUAUUUUUUUGCACUUGCUCCUCUGCUGGCUUCCCACCAGCAGCAAAUUCUGUGGCACUGACUUCACUGAUGCCAAAUGGAAACUGACAAGUUGACACUUCUCUCCCCUGAGAAAAUGAGACCCUCUCCAUUUAAACUGUUUGAGAAUGAAUAUAUUGAACACUUUUGCUGCGAGCAGCCUUCAUUUCUUCAGGUGUGUGUGCAUCAAAAUGAGCAGGUAUUUAAUAAGGAGAGGUUCAGUGGGCUGUAUAGGGAAUAGGAUAUUGAAUGUUUCACUAAUGUAUCCCUCUAUAACCAUUACUGUAAAUCAAAUUGCCUAUUCUUUGUCCAUACAAGGAUCUAUUAUUUAAGUCUGGAUAAUAAUGUCUAAUCACUAGUGUCUUUCUAAGUUUUUUAAAACUAAACAUAAAUGCUGAAAGAUCCAAGUUCCUUCAUAGCUCUUGCCCGAGCAAUCCAAAAUUAAUUGAUUUCUACAUUGAAGUUGUUGCUGACAUUACACUGAUUUAAAAAGAUGAAUAUUUCAGAGGUUUGGCUGACUUUAUUUGACUUUUAAAUUGGAGUAUAGCAGAUAUGAAGAAUUAUGAUUGCAUUGUGAGGUUUCCACUAUGAAAGACUAUGCAACAAAGGUUGUUGGUUUAUUUAAUAUCAUUACGCAAGAUCCACAUGUUUUGUUUGUUUUACUAAAGUAUUAGCUUCUAUAGUUGCAAAAUUGCACUGUAAAAAGCACUUUAAAUGCUACAGCUAUUCAACUCAGCUUUACUGUGCGAUUAAUCCUAAAUACCAAACUGGAUGGCAAUGUUUCUGUAACUGGAUUAUUGUAAACUGAUCUUUUCAUUUUAAGAGAAGCUUCAGAUAACCCUUUAAUUAUUGUGAAUGUUUAACCUCUGGAGUUAAAACAGUAUACAGCUUGUAUAUUUUAACAAUUUUUGCUAAACCAUUAAACUUUGACUAC